Molecule: messenger RNA, 4560 nt
Organism: Gymnodraco acuticeps
Lineage: Eukaryota; Metazoa; Chordata; Actinopteri; Perciformes; Bathydraconidae
Gene: ttf2
Product: transcription termination factor, RNA polymerase II
Exons: 23
Coding region: 72-3461 (1129 amino acids)
Molecular function (GO): ATP-dependent chromatin remodeler activity; ATP binding
Source: RefSeq, a predicted model, not a curated record
GCGAUUGGUUCAUACGAACAUUUUAACUUUCAUGUCCAAGCAACAGCAACUGAAGUGAAUGUGCCAGUACAAUGGAGAAGAUUUUAUGUAAUGUCCACGGCAGCAUAUGUAUGCUAAAAACGGGCGUUAAAGAUGGACCAAGUAAAGGCAAAAGCUACUUCGUCUGCGUUGACAAGCAAGGCUGUGAUUUCUGUCAUGUGUCCAGCAUCUCUCCAUCCCACUGCCUCCAACAUGAAGAUUCAAUGGUGGAGCUCCAGGCCCUCACCUACAGUCUACAACAGCAGAGCCACAGGUUGUUCUACAGGUGCAUUGACGGCAAAAAGGCAGGCCAUAAGUGGUGUGGAAAUGUGCCUUGGACUGCACCAGAGAAAGAUAAGAGAAACCCUCUAUCUUACACCCAGCUUCAGCCCUCUUGUCUGCCACCCGUCCUAAACCCCUUUAAAGCCGGUGGCAAGACGAACAAGGACUCUGAGUGGAGAAGGAUGCAUCGGGGGGGAGAUGAAGAGAAAAGAAGAGAGGAGAAAGACGGCAAGCCAAGUCACAAGGCUGAGGGAAGAGAGGGCUAUCAGAAAGAAAAUGUGGAGGUGGCUGGAGAAAAGGUGAAUCAAGAGGAUUCUUACCGAGGUAAACCACUCCCACCGGGGAUGAAGGUAAAGAAGAGAGUUUCCGACGAGGAGAGAAACAGUUCGGAAGCAAACGGUCUGGAAAAUAAUACAGAUAAUGUGCAAGACAAGACUAAAGAGCGCCACCCAAAGCAAGGAGAAACAGAAGAAACAGUUUCUACCUCCAAUGUUAAGGGUGCUCACCCCCAGAAGGUACAUACAACAUUACAAGAUCCUCUUAAGGAGUCACCCCAGCAUCCAAACAAGGGUAAAGCCUCUCUGGUGGAACAAACCAAGCCUACUGUAAAAGAGACCGUUUCUAAACCUAUAUCUAGUCAAAUCACCCCGGUGUCCAGUGACUCUGAUAACACCAGGAACCCCACAUCUACCAGACCAACACAACCAGAUGAUGAAGAUGAUGAUGAUGAUGUCGUGGUGGUGUCAGUGAAACCUGCGACUCAGAAAUCUCUUCCUGUUGCUGCAGUUCAAAAGACCCUGACCACCUUCGCUGGCUUCCAACCUAAGGUCAAAGGUCAACAGGAAGUUCCUAAAGGGCUUCACAGCCUGCUCACUGCUCAACUCCAACAGAAAAAGGCGACUCUGUCUGUGGUGAAUCUGGCGGCUCUGCCUGAUAAAGGAGAGAGGCUGAUGACUCAGGUGAAAGAGCUGGAGGACGCCCUGGAGUCCAUGAGCCUCGCUGCUGCUUCUCAGCCUGAGGCCGAGGCUGGACAUAAAAGUGCAGAUGCUUGUCCAAUUAGCAGCCAGGUGAACCCAUUCGCCCGGCAGGGGGGCACCAUCCUGCUCCCCGCCCCGGGCCUGUCCCAACACGGGGCCUCCGGCAGCUCCCUGGGGCUCCAGCUGGGCCAGGGUCACCCCCAGAUGCAUGGAGGGAUGUCAGAGGUUCAGUCCUUUUACGGUGGCAGGAUGACUAACAACCGUCUACUAGCGGUAAAAAAUGCGACCUGCGAGGCCACCGACCAUCUCCACAAAUCCCUGGAGUCCUGCCCCGACCCUGAGGCCGAGGUCCCUGACCCCAAGGGCAUCAAGGUGACUCUCCUGGCCCAUCAGAGGAGCGCUUUGGCCUGGCUGCUCUGGAGAGAAACACAAAAUCCAUGUGGAGGAAUUCUGGCGGAUGACAUGGGUCUGGGGAAAACCCUCACAAUUAUUGCUCUCAUACUGGCCAAGAAAAGCAAAGCAAAAGGGGAAGUUGAAGAGAAGCCGGCCGAGGGCUGGAUCUCCAAAACUGACUCCAGCCUGGUGGUGUCUAAAGGCACUCUGAUCAUCUGUCCCGCCUCCUUGGUCCACCACUGGAAGAUGGAGAUUGACAGACGUUUGAAGGCAGGCAAGCUGUCGGUGUGCCUGUACCAUGGACCCAACCGCGAGAGAAGUGCCAAAGUGCUGGCAGGUUAUGAUGUGGUGGUGACCACUUACAGUUUGGUCUCUAAGGAGGCCCCCGUCCUGAAGGAGGACGCUGAGAAACCCAGCAAAGAUACUGAUCAUGUGCCGUCAAACUCAGGUCCUCUCCUGCGAGUGACCUGGGCCCGGGUGGUCCUGGACGAAGGCCACAGCAUCAAAAACCCAAAGGUGCAGACCUCCAUGGCCGUCUGUCAGCUGAGAGCCCGUGCACGCUGGGCCGUCACCGGGACCCCCAUCCAGAACAACCUGCUGGACAUGUACUCGCUGCUCAAGUUUCUGCGCUGUUCUCCGUUUGAUGAGUUCAAACUGUGGAAAGCUCAGGUAGAUAACGGCUCUAACCGAGGCAGAGAGAGACUCAACAUCCUGACCAGGACUCUGCUGCUGCGACGGACCAAAACCCAGCUGGACUCCUCCGGAAAGCCUCUGGUGUCUCUUCCUGAUCGUACCUGCGAGGUGCACCAACUCAAACUGUCAAAGGACGAACAGGCUGUGUAUGAUGUGGUCUUUGCCAAAUCCAAAUCGACUCUGCAGAACUACCUGAAGAGACAUGAAGGGACUGAUGCGACAAAAGGAAAGGCUUCCAGUUCCAAUCCCUUUGACAAAGUGGCCCAGGAGUUCGGUAUUUCCCAGUCUGACCCGGCUGCCUCCAGUUCCCAGCAGCCUCAGCAGGCGUCCAGCACCGUGCACAUCCUAUCCCUGCUGCUGCGCCUCCGCCAGUGCUGCUGUCACCUGUCACUACUGAAGAAGACUCUGGACACGUCGGAGCUGCAGGGUGACGGGAUCGUCCUGUCUCUGGAGGAGCAGCUGAACGCUCUGUGCCUCUCCUCCAGCCCCUCCCCAUCAGACCCUCAACACACUGACACUGUGGCCCUGAACGGCACUCGCUUCCCCUCAAAGCUGUUUGAAAACACCAGUGAGAGCACCAAGAUUGCUGCUAUUGUCUCGGAAUUGCAUGCAAUCAGAGAGAAGGGUGAUGAUCAGAAAAGCGUCAUCGUGUCCCAGUGGACCAGCAUGCUGAAAAUCGUAGCCGUUCACCUGAGUCAGAUGGGCCUGAGGUACGCUGUCAUCGACGGGACGGUCAACCCCAAACGCCGCAUGGAUCUGGUGGAAGAAUUCAACACGAACCCAGACGGACCCCAGGUGAUGCUGGUGUCUCUUUGUGCUGGAGGGGUCGGACUUAAUCUUAUUGGUGGAAAUCACCUCUUCCUCAUUGACAUGCACUGGAACCCAGCCUUGGAGGAUCAGGCCUGUGACCGGAUCUACAGAGUUGGACAAGUUAAAGAUGUCACAAUCCACAGGUUUGUGUGUGACGGCACGGUGGAGGAUAAGAUCUCCGUACUGCAGGGGAAGAAGAAGGAGCUGGCCCAGAACGUGCUCUCCGGGAAGGGAAGCACCGCCACCAAACUCUCCCUGGCCGACAUCAGGAUCAUCUUUGGUGUCUGAGAGAGGGAGAGGUCCGAUCCACCGCUACAACACCAAACAGCUGUUCGAACAUGUCAUAGAAAUUCAGGGUAUGAGUCUGAAAAAUCUUGAAAUCACAUAUUUAGACUGAAAAAGUAUGUAUAUCUAAAAUUCUACUGCUUGAAAUGGGUUUUAUCUGCAUCUUAACUGCUUCACAAAAUUGUAUUAGACUCAAUGUGCCUUUAACAUUUUGAUUUUUAGCUUUCCUUUUCAAUAACAUUGUGUCCUUGAUUUCGGAACUGCUAUUAUAAUCAAUGCACUUAAAUACAUGCUGAGUGAGUUAUUUCAAAGUAUAUCAGUUUAUAUUAUAGGUUUUUUACACAUAAUAAUCCGUUUUUUUGGGGGGGGAACUCGGAUGCAAAACUGGUUACUUGAAUAAUCCUUGCUGUUUUUUUUAUUUUAUACAUUUUCAUCAUAGAAAGGAAAUUGUGAAUACCCUGAUUGAUUAAUUUCAGCAUGUUUUAGAAUAUAUUAAGCUGAAAGCAGAUACUGUUACAUUUGGAUAGAAAAUAAUUUCCUCAGCUUCAUAUAUUACUUUAUAUCCGCUAAUAUGUAUUAUGCUGCUGCUGCAUUCACUACUACACAUUUAAAUGGCAGCAGAGUACAAAAUAUAUAGCUGACACACAGAUGAGAAACUCUUUGGUCCAGUAUGAUGCUUCAAAUCACCUUUUUCUUAUUUAUGGCAUAUGCUAUAGUAAGUGUGGCAAAUAAUUUGUUUAUAUUUAGAUGUUAUGUGGUUAUGUCUUCCUAGCUCUUAUAUUUUUAUUAUUUUAAACCACAGGCCGAUUCAUUAUUGGAGUGAAGAAAAUAUUAACUAUGUGUGGCUUUUCACGUUUAUUUACUUUUCAAACCUGUUUUCAAAUGUAAUUAUUUUUGUUGUUUGUGUUUUUAUGAUGAUUUUCAAAUAAAUCCGGUGAUAAGAAUUAUGGAAGUUAAUAUGACUGCUUAUUGUCAUUGUAAUAGUUACCUCAUUGGGAUUAAUCAUUUUAAAUGUUUAGAAAUUAGGUCAAGAUGUACUGUAAGUGGUUCAGGCUUCUAAAAGAAUAAACUUGAAUUGGCACGAAACAUUGCUGCAAAAAUA